UCGCGAGGGGCCGCCGAGCGCAGUCAGCCGCCGCCACCUCAGCUGCGCUCAGUCCGGACAGACGCUCGCCGCCUGCAGCCCGCAGCCCGCUGCAGGACGCUGACGGUUCCGCACGUCUGGCACUGUCGCUGGCGCGCCCGAAACUUCCAGCACUAUGUUGAAUAAGAGUGGUGAGAGCAGAUAUCCUGCCUUGUUCCCGGUCUUAGGGGGUUCAUCCAUGAGCUCAGAUUUUCCACAUUACAACUUCAGGAUGCCUAAUAUUGGAUUUCAGAAUCUGCCUCUCAACAUAUAUAUUGUGGUUUUUGGUACUGCUAUAUUUGUCUUCAUCCUUAGUUUACUCUUCUGUUGCUACUUGAUUAGGCUAAGACAUCAAGCACACAAAGAAUUUUAUGCCUACAAACAGGUUAUAUUAAAAGAGAAAGUAAAAGAAUUGAAUUUACAUGAGUUGGGGAGCUCCUUGGACCAUACAGCAGAUCUUGUCUGGGUGACAGAUAUGUUCACUGUUCAGCACAACAGCUGUGCCAUGAGCAUAGGACUGAUGUUUUCCCCCUGUGGUGUCUCCUUCUGCAGGUGCCUUAUUAAAUGGCUGGAGGUUCGUAAAGUGUGUCCCCUGUGCAACAUGCCAGUUCUACAGCUGGCCCAGUUGCACAGUAAGCAGGACCGUGGACCCCCUCAGGGGCCCCUCCCCGGGGCAGAGAACAUUGUAUAGCUUACCACAAGGAUCAGACUGUUGCUGGACACAACAUCUGUGUGGAGCCAGGAAGAACACAAGUGGUGUCUGUAUUGGCUGCUCUCUAUCAAGGACACCAGCUGCCACUUCUUUUGCUUCAUGAAGAACUCUUGGGCCAGCCAAGCUGGGAACCUAGGUGUCUGGGUCUUAUGACAACCAAAGCACUUUGACACUACCCCCUGCCGAGAGAAGAGGAGUGGAUGAGCCUGCGGGUUUGCCUCAAGAAACUUCGUGAGAGGCUCUUACUACAUUACACUCUCUCUCCUGGAGCCUCAUCUCUGUGUCAAGCAGGAGGGUAAAGAAGAGAACUAAGAGCAGGUCGUUAAAGCCACACCCCCACCUUCAGAUGGAUGGGUUUCUGUGCAGGCUGUGCAGGCCUUUGUAGCAGCAAACCCUCCUGCAGCCCUUGAGCCAAGUAAAACCAGCAUAACCAGCCACGAGUGGUUGGUGAGGCAGUGCCCACAAGGCCCAUUUAUAUUCCUUUGGUAAGACCAUCUUGGAACCCAAGGGCCUUGAGUAGCAGUGUCCCUCGCCACCCAUUUCCCCCUCAAGAUCACAACACCUGCUGUCAGAUCAUCUGAGCUGAAAACAUUAGAUACACUUGGAAAGGCCUGGUCAGAAGCCAUUUCCUCUUAGCAUUCCCCUUUCUAUGCACCAGUGAGGCUCAUCGAGAGCAGGGCAUGAACCCUGAGCCCACACUGUCCUCGAGUGAUCCAGCCGGUUGCCCACAUCCCCACAUGUGCAGUGUGGUUUCAUUGCAGCUGCUGUGGGCCCACUGCCUCAGGAGGGAGCCACUGUGAACCUCUCGAGUGGCUCCAAAGAGCAGCAGCUUUUUGAGAAUGGCCCAUACUCCUGGCCCAGCUGGACAAAGGGGAGACCAACCGCUUGGCCUCUCCCCCUCCUCCUUCCAUCUCUUCCCUCUCUUGCCCUCUCUCUCUUUCCACUUCAGAAAAAACAAAUGCCUGUCAUUCAGUUUUUAACACUUUAUCCCAAAUAAGAUCCCUGUGUAAUUCUGAAGCCGGUGAUCCACUCGGAAUUGUAAAUAGUUUCAGGAAGCUCCUGCAGGGCUGUCCACCAUUGGUGUGUGCCUCAGUAUUUGGACUUGCGAAACUGAAAGUGUAUUUAUAGGAGAGAAACGCAUGCUGCUCUUGGCUCUUUCUGUCCAACUUUUCUAGAAAUGACUCAGUCCAUUAGGAUUUGUGAAUAUUGUAUAAAUUAGCUAUGGAAAGCAGCAGUAGGUCAGAUGGAAAAUUCUUUUCCACAGCCCUGCUGUCUGCCUCCCUCCAUCUUAGGAGCACCUGCCUCAAUUCCUCCUCAACUGCUUUGCUCCACUCCAUCCCACAGAUGUGAGUGGGGGAGGUUUUUCACACAGUCUGUGUGACAGAGAAUGGAUGGAGGAAGCUUUGCUACUCUGCUCAUGGCAUGACUCCAGGAUUUUUUUUUCUGGAAUCCAACCUCUAUCCUCUUAUGAGAGGGAACCUGUCCUUGGCUCAGGUGGCUGGGGUCAGAUGAGGGGAAAUUUUCCAUUAGUCUAGAAAAGUGCUGGACAGAAUCCAGUUUGGAAAACUACAAAUCCAGUUGGCCAAAAUAGGCCAUUUCCUAUGUGUGACCUAUUUGUGGUAUGCCAAACUGGACUGCUUCCUAAACAGGACAAGGAAAGUGAGGAAUAUUUUUAUAUGAAAGCCUUAGCCUGUCUGGCACCCAUGGAAAGAACUAUCUGUGCACUCCUGCUUUCACCAUCUUUUUGCAUUCUCUGUUUAUAGCACGAUAGAGUUAAUGCUGCAAAACACGCAGUUUAUAGUGAGCUGUUUUUGGUGACCAGUGUCAGAAGGAGGCUUGCUUCUGGACUAGCGUCAGUAAUGGCCAGCAGCCACCAUUUUCCAGGGAUUGGCCAUGGAACAGAUGUCACCUCUCUGUUAUGGGGCUCUAAUAGGAAAGAGAAUGUUUUUCCUCUCAAAAGAGGAACUUCCUAUGAUCAAUACUGCAAAUUAUUGCUGCUCACAGCUUUUAUAGGAUUCUAGUCUUUCAGUUGCAGCCUUUUUCUGUCCCUGUGAAUCAGUACUAACAAAAGACAGCCUCACCAAGUCCGUGUAUUUGAACAAACAAAAAUUAAUUCAUCUCCCUGUGUCAGAGCCACAGGCAUGUUGAGGGGGUUGAUACGUAGCACUGGACCAGGGCACACAGCCCAGAUAGUUCCAGCCAUGAGAGGAAAGCACAAGAAUGCUCUGCACUCUGCACCAGCUUGGGUCUGCUUUGCCCAGAUGAGGGACCACUAACCACCUUCUCAGCACAUGUGAAUGUGGAGUGAUUUUAAAAUGCAUUCCUUCUGCUAGAAUUGGGCUGGAAGCUGGAACAGUGAGAGUUUUUUCUGCUCAUAGUCAUCUCCUUUUCUUGGUGCGACGUCCUUCUGCAGCAAGCCUAGUGUCACUAGCAGUAGUUCCUGCAACUCCUAUCAACACAACCCAAAUAUCUGCUCCCUGCAUCUGGGGUCCUCCACCAGGUUCCUGUGCAUCUGCAUUGCUGUACAUGCAAAUAGAAGGCCUUUUAAUUUACAUCCUCCUUUAAUUCUGAUUAAAAUCACAGGGUUUUUGUUUGA
Cebus imitator (Panamanian white-faced capuchin) is the source of this 3326-nucleotide messenger RNA. It is a transcript of the gene RNF24, whose product is annotated as ring finger protein 24. The record is from RefSeq and is a predicted model, not a curated record. The coding region runs from base 155 to 709 and encodes 184 amino acids. The transcript has 6 exons. Lineage: Eukaryota; Metazoa; Chordata; Mammalia; Primates; Cebidae.